Necator americanus (New World hookworm) is the source of this 336-nucleotide messenger RNA. RefSeq lists its product as uncharacterized. Gene Ontology annotation, molecular function: single-stranded DNA binding; histone H3K36 methyltransferase activity; single-stranded DNA endonuclease activity. The transcript has a single exon. Gene Ontology annotation, biological process: replication fork processing; DNA double-strand break processing; double-strand break repair via nonhomologous end joining. NCBI's taxonomy places the organism in Eukaryota, Metazoa, Nematoda, Chromadorea, Rhabditida, Ancylostomatidae. Bases 1 to 336 code for a protein of 111 amino acids. The record is from RefSeq and is a predicted model, not a curated record. Gene Ontology annotation, cellular component: site of double-strand break; nucleus; condensed chromosome.
AUGUCUAAUCGCAAUUUUCGUCAAAUUUACUUCUACGAGUUCAAACUGGACCGAACCGCCGCUCAAACCGCUCGAAAUAUCAACGAAGUAUGGGGCCGGGGAAGUAUCAACAAAUGCACAGUACAAUGUUGGUUCCAAAAGUUUCGUGCCGGCAACAUCAGCCUCGAAGGCGAACACUUCGAAGACGACUUAUUGAAGGCGACAGUCGAAACUGAUCCACGCAAUGAUCUUCAAGAUAACAGGCGACGAUCUGCCCUGUGGCUGGACCAAAAAGAAGCUCCACGACAUCACCCAAAGCCGAAAACUCAUCAAAAGAAGAUUAUGGUUACGGUUUAG